AUGUACUGGAACAAGAAUAUAAAAUUGAAGUCCAAAAAAGACGACAAAAUAAUGAAAUCUCCAAGGCAACAAGAAUGGGAAAAGAUUCAUGAUGUAUAUUUUUUCCUGACAAUAAAUAAUACGCAAGGGAAUUGUUUUGAAACUAAUAUUAUUUUUACUGCCACACUAUUUCAUUCCGUGACAUUCCAACUAAGAACUUCAAAACGAAAAAAUAUUGACGAUUGGAAAAAAAUAAAUCAGUUUUUGAUUAUUUCGUUUUCAUCAAAAAUUAACAUCGUACGCAGUAUGUUAAAAUGCAAAGAAGACGAUUUCGAAGUGAUGACUACACCGCCGGAAGAAGCCGAAAUGCGAGAAAAUCCGAAUGAAAUGAAACGUCUCUUGACGCACAUGUCCACAACCAAUACACCAUUUGUUGUGCACGAUCGGACUGGUCUCAGACUCUCAUUUGCUGGCCUUUUGCCCAUCACAACUGGUGACAAUGGAGAACAACGCAUCUGGUCAUCAAGUAUCAUUUUGAAUAGUGCAGAACUUGAAUAUCCCGAAGUCAAGUACAAGCUACGUGUCAGCGUUAAAAAGAAGUUUGAUCCAAAAUUGAGCUGCAACAGAAAUAAGGGAACAAUCAAGCGAAAUGAUGUAUUCGUGUUGACGUACCAACUUCCUGAAUCAUCAAUCGAAGCUGUCCGUCUGACACUUAUUGUUGAUGGAAAUCCACAUGAAAUUCCUCUUUGUAAAUAUAAAAAGGCAGAUUAUUAUUGGCUUGGAAAAGAAACAAAUGUUCCCGGGCCAACUGAAUUGCUUCGAGAACGGAACGUUAGCCCGAAUACAGCCUCCACAAUUAAGAAUGUGUCUCCAGGACGCAUGAUUGAUUUACCAGAAGGACUUAAAAACUUCGUAAUUGGUGAAAAUGGUCUUGAAUCCAUCUGCAAACUACUUCAUCCUCACGCUGUCUCACUUUUUCGAGACUUGUCUGAAAUGCAAAUUAGCCAGUGUGACAUGAAAGGGCUAGUCGAAAGUGGAAAUUCAAUGGACAUGAUUGUGGAAGAGAUUGUGAAACGUUUUCAUGAUGAGAAUCGCCAAAAAUUCACGACGACACCGGCGUUGCUGCAGUGAAGCGAUUUCCACUGCUAAUCUCGAACUUGUGUCUAGAAAUAAACUCGAAAUAUCUCUU
This is a messenger RNA of Caenorhabditis elegans, 1168 nucleotides long. RefSeq lists its product as uncharacterized. Bases 1 to 1110 code for a protein of 369 amino acids. The transcript has 5 exons. NCBI's taxonomy places the organism in Eukaryota, Metazoa, Nematoda, Chromadorea, Rhabditida, Rhabditidae. The record is from RefSeq and is marked reviewed.